Phaedon cochleariae (mustard beetle) is the source of this 1179-nucleotide messenger RNA. NCBI's taxonomy places the organism in Eukaryota, Metazoa, Arthropoda, Insecta, Coleoptera, Chrysomelidae. The record is from the annotation of a GenBank genome assembly.
AUGACUGUCUUCGGAAUGGUUUCCGCUGUAGCGGGCUUCAUCAAAGUCCGCUACCUCAUCGACAAAGCUAUGAUAGACAACAUGGUAUUCAGAGCACACUACAGGAUAACAUCCGCCAUUUUGUUCCUUUGUUGCAUCAUCGUUACUGCCAACAAUUUGAUUGGUGAUCCGAUCCAGUGUAUAAAUGACAGAGGAGUACCAGGUCACGUGAUAAACACAUACUGCUGGAUCACGUACACCUUCACGUUACCUCACGAACAGGGGAAAUACAUUGGCACUGAGGUAGCACAUCCCGGAUUGGGUAACCAAAAUCAAGACAGAAGGUACCACAGCUAUUAUCAGUGGGUGCCGUUUGUACUAUUUUUCCAGGGAGUUCUAUUCUACAUUCCCCACUGGAUAUGGAAGAACUGGGAACAGGGAAAAAUCCGGAUGGUAACCGAUGGUUUGAGAGGAUCUCUUGUAGGAGUAGGGGAAAAACCUGAAAGGGAACACAGACAGAAUCGCUUAGUGCAAUAUCUCAUCGAAACGAUGCAUUUACAUAACUCCUACGCUUUUGGAUAUUUCGCCUGCGAAGCACUGAAUUUUAUCAAUGUGAUGGUGAACAUCUUCAUGACAGACAAAUUCCUGGGAGGAGCAUUCCUCACCUACGGCACCGACGUCGUCUCCUUCUCCAACAUGAACCAGGAGAACCGCACCGACCCCAUGGUGGCCGUCUUCCCCAGGGUCACCAAGUGCACCUUCCACAAGUACGGUCCUUCUGGCUCCAUCCAAACACACGACGCUCUCUGCAUCCUGGCACUCAACAUCCUUAACGAGAAAAUCUACAUUUUCCUUUGGUUCUGGUUCAUCAUACUGGCGCUGCUUUCAGGAUUGGCCAUUGUUUAUUCUGCGGCUGUUGUUAUGUUACCCAAUACCAGGGAGACGAUUCUGAAGAGGCGGUUUAGACUGAAUACGCCGAAUGCCGUUGAGACCAUCAUCAGGAAGACUCAGGUUGGUGACUUCUUGCUUAUCCAUCUUCUGGGACAAAACACCAAUCAGUUGGUGUUUGGAGAAAUCUUGGAGGAGUAUGUGAGACGACUAAGUUUCGGGAGCAACAGUAACUUACCUUCUGCUCCUAGCACUCUAGAAAUGAGCCCCAUCUACCCGGAAAUAGAAAAGUUCAAAGAAACGGACGCAUGA